AUGUCUGCCCCGGCUGGUACUCUUCGUGGUACCCCCACAAGUAAGCGGGCGAACAUACCUUUCGAGAACAGCCCGUCGUCAGGGAUACCCAGGCCGAAACUAGAAUCAGUACCCAGCGAAAUGUCUGGUCACUCGACGAUAUCAGCAAGUCGGCAGAAGCAGAGCAAGAGAGACGAGGCCAUUCGAGAGAAGAUGGCUGCGAACCUCAACAGAAAGAAGGGUGCAUCUUCAAAAGCUCGUCAUUCACGAAAGGCACCACCAGGCACAGUAUUGGCUCUCAAACCCAGUCCAGCUCUACAGAUCAAGCCUAAUACCACCGUUGCCGAGGCUGCUCAGCUAAUGGCUGCGAAAAGAGAAGAUUGUGUACUGGUUACAGACGACGACGAGAGAAUCGCAGGCAUAUUUACAGCGAAAGAUUUGGCAUUCCGAGUGGUUGGCGCUGGUAUUAAGGCAAGAGAAGUGACUAUCGAACAAAUCAUGACCAAGAAUCCCCUGUGUGCAAGAACAGAUACAAGUGCUACAGAUGCUCUAGACCUGAUGGUCAGAAAAGGCUUCCGACACCUGCCCGUGAUGGACGAAAACCAAGACAUCUCCGGCAUUUUAGACAUCACAAAGUGUUUCUAUGAGGCUAUGGAGAAGUUGGAACGAGCAUAUAGCUCGUCACGAAAGCUUUACGAUGCGCUUGAAGGUGUUCAGUCGGAACUUGGAUCUAGCCAGCCGCAACAGAUCAUCGCCUAUGUCGAAGCAUUACGGCAGAAAAUGUCGGGUCCUACUCUCGAUUCAGUCCUUAAUGGCACACCUCCGACCACAGUGUCGGUUCGAACAUCGGUGAAGGAGGCGGCUCAAUUGAUGAAAGAGAAUCAUACUACCGCUGUCCUUGUGCAAGACCAGGGAUCUAUCACUGGCAUCUUCACCAGCAAAGACGUGGUCCUGCGUGUUAUCGCGCCUGGUUUGGACCCUUCUACCUGUAGUGUCGUUCGUGUCAUGACACCUCAUCCCGACUUUGCACCCUCCGACAUGAGCAUCCAAGCCGCCCUUCGGAAAAUGCACGACGGACACUAUCUCAACCUUCCAGUCAUGAAUGACGGCGGUGAAAUCGUUGGCAUGGUUGACGUCCUUAAGCUCACCUAUGCCACCCUAGAGCAGAUCAAUACCAUGGGAUCUGGUGGAGAAGAAGGUCCAGCAUGGAACAAAUUUUGGAUGUCCAUGGGAGAUGGUGACACAGAGUCGAUGAUGUCUGGUGAGGGCUCACACCGGCCCACGACACCGGGUAUUAGGUCCAUCAUGGAAUCAGAUAUCCGUCCAACUAUUGAACGGGGAGAUAGUGUCAUGCCCCAGGACUCGGCUUCACAUACAGGUGCCGAUGAUCAGUCUGAAAUCAUGCCUGAGUCUCCGCUUCCAGCUCAAGAGCCACAGACCCUACCUUUUCCAUUCAAAUUCAAAGCUCCGUCAGGACGAGUGCACCGGAUGCAAAUCAUUGCCAAUGAAGGCAUUCAAAAUUUACAGAACCACGUCCGAAGCAAGCUGGGUAACGAGCUCGAGGCGGUUGGCGGAGAGAGCUUCGCUAUGUCUUACAUGGAUAACGAUGGCGACGUCGUCUCAAUAACUACUGAUCAGGAUCUCAAGGAUGCCAUAGAGAUUGCCAGCAAGUCUCAAAGAGAUAAAGUCGACCUUUUCGUACAUGAUCCGUCACAACCGGCUGUGCCUAUCACACUGAAUCCAGCACCACCACUAAGCCCGCCAGAAUCAACAACGAAGGCAGUCAUUGAAGGUGAUGAUGAAAUACGCAGUCGACCUCGUUCUCCUCUCAGGGACUUUGCUCAGAAGCAGGAACGGCAACAAAAGCAAGAGGUUAUUCCUGGUGUGCCGAACGAGCUUCUUCUGCCCGGAGCUAUUGCAACACUGGCGGCCGUGAUCGUGGUUGUGUUCGCCAUCGGUCGAGCUUCAAAAAAUUAG
This is a messenger RNA of Lithohypha guttulata, 1956 nucleotides long. RefSeq lists its product as uncharacterized. The record is from RefSeq and is a predicted model, not a curated record. The coding region runs from base 1 to 1956 and encodes 651 amino acids. Gene Ontology annotation, molecular function: protein binding. NCBI's taxonomy places the organism in Eukaryota, Fungi, Ascomycota, Eurotiomycetes, Chaetothyriales, Trichomeriaceae. The transcript has 2 exons.